AAAGGCGCGUAACGCCUCGCAGUUACCUGGCGAACCUCCUCGAGAGAGAGGAUUACGUAAGGCCGUUCCUUCAAAGAGACACUCACACACGUACAUCCGUACCGCGAGUCAUUUUCUUCUCUCUCACGGCACAUUAGUAUUGGCGCGAGCUUCUCGACGGCCGCGUACACAUCCAGUCGUCGUUCGGUUAUUAUGCCAAAGGACUUCGUUGUAAUAGGCCUGUUUUCUCUUUAAUAUAUUCGAGUUAGUGUGACAUCGGUUGCUCGAAAUCGCGAGGAUAAACAACGAACAUGAGGUCGGCGAUAAAGUUCGUUUUGGGGCUGCUUCUGGUCUGCGGAGCCUGUGCCGGUCCUGUGGACGAUAGCAAGCCGAUUAGUGACAGGACACUGUUUAUCAGAAGCUUGCCGGGUUAUCCCGGUGGAAGGAGCAAUGUUUACGAGGUUUACAUGGAACCUUAUUUGUUUGCCAUUGGUUUGAAAGCGAUGGUGGAACUGAAAGCCCUCGACGGAAAUGGCAAUCCCGUAGACGGUCCCCGGGGCACUCUAACCCUGGAGCAGCUCCCCAACGGCGUUCGAAUUUACGGAACGAUUUCUGGAUUAACCAAAGGCCUUCACGGCUUCCACGUCCACGAGAAGGGAGACCUGACGAAGGGCUGCGCCUCCGCCGGUCCUCAUUUCAACCCUUACUUGGUUAAUCACGGAGCACCGAACGACCCGCUGCGCCACGUCGGUGACCUGGGCAACAUCGAGGCCGGCGAGGACGGUAUCGCCCAGAUCGACGGCGUCGACCACUACCUCACGCUGACGGGCGUGCGCGGGGCGAUCGGCAGGACCGUCGUCGUGCACGAGAAACAAGACGACCUCGGCCGCGGCGGCAACGAGGAGAGCGCCAAAACUGGAUCGGCAGGCGCGAGACUCGCCUGUGGCGUCGUUGGCUUCAUCUGAGAGACCUACUUUUGUUUCUUCCUUUUUUCUGUACUCACCUCCGCGUAACCCUUGAACUCACUUUGUUUUUGUACUUAGUCGUACUCGUCGAGGAUUCGUAGCUGUGCAAACGUCGUGCGGACGUCAGCGGACGUUCGAUUGGUUUUUAUUCAUAGAGAAUAUGCGCUUCGUUGUAUGCCAAAUUUAUUAUUUAUAGAGAGAAAGAUGAGCGUUGUUUUUUACAGGAUUUUAUAGUGUAACAACAAACCUUAGCCGAUGUACAAUAAAAUUAAACGAGGAUAAACGUAAA
Messenger RNA from Nasonia vitripennis (jewel wasp), 1233 nucleotides. Its product is annotated as superoxide dismutase [Cu-Zn]. The record is from RefSeq and is a predicted model, not a curated record. Bases 291 to 944 code for a protein of 217 amino acids. Gene Ontology annotation, molecular function: copper ion binding; superoxide dismutase activity. Gene Ontology annotation, biological process: removal of superoxide radicals. NCBI's taxonomy places the organism in Eukaryota, Metazoa, Arthropoda, Insecta, Hymenoptera, Pteromalidae. The transcript has 3 exons.